This is a messenger RNA of Halichondria panicea, 2699 nucleotides long. RefSeq lists its product as uncharacterized. Bases 67 to 2679 code for a protein of 870 amino acids. The record is from RefSeq and is a predicted model, not a curated record. The transcript is spliced from 2 exons. Lineage: Eukaryota; Metazoa; Porifera; Demospongiae; Suberitida; Halichondriidae.
AGCUAGCUAAGAUAUAUAAGUUCUAAUUAAAGUUACCUAAGUCUUGCAGCAGUUUCUGAGGUACGUAUGAUGGAAUCAAAAAAGAGAAGGAGAUAUAAUGCGUACCUUAAAAGUGACAAUCCUCUUGAAGAAAUGCCAAAAAGCACAAAACGAUGGCUUGGUCUACCUGGUCAGGCUGGCCCUAGUUCCUCUGUUAAAGAAACACCAUUGCUCGAGGACGGGAUUGCUGAUGACCUGUUAGAAGAUGCACCAUUGCUCGAGGACGGGAUUACUGACGAAGAUGCAUCAUUGUUUGAGGACGGGAUUGCUGACAACCUGCUAGAAGAUGCACCAUUGCUCGAGGACGAGAUUGCUGACGACCUGCUAGAAAAUGCACCAUUGCUCGAGGACGAGAUUGCUGACGACCUGUUAGAAGCUGACAACUUGCCUGAGGAUGGAAUUACCGACGGCAUUAAAGAUGCACCAUCGGUAGAUACCCCUCUCUAUCCAGAGGCCUCCUUUUCCCUUCAUGUAGCUUUGAUACUUAUUCUGGCUUUUGUUGUUAACCACAAGCUGUCAAACGAAGCUCUUGAAGAUUUACUCUCAUUAAUUGGUACAUUGCUUCUCCCAUCACACAUUCUCCCGAAAACUCUGUACAAGUUCUACAAAUUACUGAACAUAAAACAAUCAGAUAUUAUCCGACACCACUUUUGCCCAGCCUGUAGUAUUGCCCUUGAGAAAGACAUCCACACUUGCCCAAAUCCAGCUUGCACCAGACAUUUUAGUUCCAAGUCAGAAGUGUCAUAUUUUGUUCAACUUCCGCUGGAAAAACAUCUUCAAGACAUGUUCAGCCGACCAGGAUUCCUUGAACAAAUAAAUCACCGAUUUGAACGUCCAAAUAAGCAUGCAAAUACUAUCUGUGACGUUUAUGAUGGAUCUGUCUACAAGAAUUUGGAGAAGAAUGAUGGAAUUCUAUCAAAACCAGGCAAUAUAUCACUAUUAUGGAAUACUGAUGGAAUCCCUGUGUUUAAAUCAUCUAACAAUGCGAUAUGGCCCCUGUAUUUCAUCAUAAACGAGCUUCCUUAUAGACUAAGGAUGAAGUGGCAGAAUGUUAUAUUAGCAGGCCUUUGGUUUGGAUCGAAAAAACCUAACAUGAAGCUUUUUCUUAGGCCUUUUUACACUUGUCUAUCAAAGCUGGAAACUGAAGGUCUACUUGUUAAAGCCUGGGACGCUUCGGAGAGCUUUGUGGUCAAGUGUGUACUGUUGGCUGGAACUUGCGAUCUUCCUGCCAAAUGCAUUGUGCAAAACUUUCGGCAAUUUAAUGGCUUCUAUGGGUGCUCAAAAUGCUUGCAGCCAGGAAGUACAUUCACCCUUGGACCAAACAGAAGAACACAUGUUUACCCAUACAUUUCAUCAAAUCCAACUGGACCUUUAAGAACAAAACAACAAACAAUCCAAGAUAUCCAAUACGUAGCAACAUCAGGAGAACCAAAAAAUGGGGUGUUAGGGCCGUCAUGGCUUACUUGUUUGAGGCACUUUGACAUUAUUAGAGGUACAGGAAUCGACUACAUGCAUGGUUGCCUUCUUGGAAUAGCAAAGCGCAUGUUAAAUUUGUGGCUUACAACAGAGCACAAGCAUGAGAGAUAUUACAUUGGUGGUUUAAUCGGCUUACUUGAUAGAAGGCUAACUUCAAUUCAACCACCCUCCGAUAUUUCUCGAAUUCCACGCUCAUUGUCCGACCGAAAGCAUUGGAAGGCAUCAGAGUAUAGGUCAUUCCUUUUGUACUAUUCGUUGCCAUUGUUAUUAGGGGUGCUACCACUCGACUACUUCCAACACUUCUCUUUGCUAGUUGUUACACUUCGAAUGUUCCUUAGUGAGAACAUUACUGCUUCCGAUUUAAAAGAGGGCAAGGUGUGCUUGGAUCUGUUCUGCAGAAAGUUUGGAUCUUUGUACGGAGAACAACACAUGGGCAUUAAUGUCCAUUCAUUGCUGCAUUUGACAUCCACCGUUGAAGAGCUAGGUCCACUAUGGGCUUAUUCUUGUUUUUCCUUUGAGGGAGUAAAUGGCCUCUUGUUAAAAAAUCUGCACGGGACACAAGGAAUUGCCUUGCAGUGUAUGCGUACAUACAACAUGAUUCAAGCUAUUCCAACGUGUGAAGUAUUUCCAACUGGAAGUAAACUUGAAGAGUUGCGAUUUGUGAAAGAGUUAGUCGGAGGGGCAUCAUUAUUGCCAUAUUCACGGAAGACGAUUGUGUUGGGAAAGAUUGUGUUGCAAGAAUUUACUGAUCAAGAAAAACGGGCUUUAGAUGCAUUUUUUCCACAGUGCUCAAGCUCUUGCAACCAGUACCAAAGAGUUCGGAGUAAUCGACAACUAUAUAGCACCAAACAAUUUUCACAGACCAAAAAGCGAUGUGAUUCGGUUGUGUAUUUUAUGCACUCUCGUUUUUCUUAUGGGCAAGUACAAAAAAUUGUUCAAGCAGACAUCGAAAACCAGUUGUCGACGCUUAUAAUAAUACGUGUUUAUGAAUGUAGCAAGCCCUUUGAUGAUAUUCCUCUCACAAUAAAAAAUUUUUUUUCUGUUAGGCCAAAAAAUGAACUAAUCGUUAUUAAAGCAGAAAAUGUGCUUGGAAAGUGUGUUUCUAUUGGAAUUGAUGAGAUGUUAUAUGUCACUAGUUUAGUCAACACAUUUGAAAAAGAUUAAUUAUAAUGUCACCUUUACUA